This is a messenger RNA of Peromyscus californicus insignis, 1526 nucleotides long. It is a transcript of the gene Cyb5r5, whose product is annotated as NADH-cytochrome b5 reductase-like. The transcript has 7 exons. NCBI's taxonomy places the organism in Eukaryota, Metazoa, Chordata, Mammalia, Rodentia, Cricetidae. The record is from RefSeq and is a predicted model, not a curated record. Gene Ontology annotation, molecular function: oxidoreductase activity. The coding region runs from base 128 to 1075 and encodes 315 amino acids.
UGCAAAGCCCUCUCUGCUCUGGGUUUCUGAGGUACCUCACAGGGAGGGAACUUGCAGGCUGACAGCGAAGGAGAGCCUGGCCUAUUCCGGUUGUCCCUUUGUCCGUGUUGCCCCAGCCCCACUGACAAUGGGUGAGAGGGAGGACAAGGAUGCUGAAGCUUGGCUGAAGCUUAAGCCCAUGGAGCCCUUGCCCUCCCAGUGCUGCGGGAGUGGCUGCUCACCCUGUGUGUUUGACCUCUAUUACCGAGACCUGGAAAGAUGGGAAGCAGCCCGAGCCAGAAAUGACAGGAGCCUGCUGAGUGGGAAGCAGCCACCUGAGACCCAGGGCUGCUCCACCAAGCUGAGUCCAGAGACCUUCCUGGCCUUCCACAUCAGUGCCGUGGAGAAACUCACCAAAGACACCUAUUGUGUCCGGUUUACACUCCCUGGGAACAGUCAGCUCGGCCUGCAUCCUGGGCAGCACCUCAUCCUACGAGGUAUAGUCAAUGGCUUGGAAAUUCAGAGAGCCUAUACUCCCAUCAGCCCCGUCACUGCGGAAGGCUACUUUGAUGUUUUAAUCAAGUGCUAUCAGACCGGGCUGAUGUCCCGGUAUGUGGAGUCCUGGAGAACAGGAGACACAGCUUUCUGGAGAGGGCCUUUCGGAAGCUUCUUAUAUGAACCAAACAAGUACGGUGAACUCCUCAUGCUGGCAGCCGGCACAGGCCUGGCCCCUAUGGUGCCCAUCCUGCAGAGCAUCACAGACAAUGCAGAUGAUGAGACCUUGGUCACCUUGGUUGGCUGCUUCAAGACCUUCGAGAACAUCUACCUGAAGACCUUCCUCCAGGAACAGGCCAGGUUCUGGAACGUGCGAACCUUCUUUGUCCUCAGUCAGGAGGUCUCCCCAGAGCAGCUUCCCUGGAGCUACCGUGAGAAGACCCACUUUGGGCGCCUGGGCCAGGAACUGGUUGAUGAGCUAGUAGCCUGCUGCCGGAGAAAGCCCUUCACAUUAGUCUGUGGCUCACCUGCGUUCACUGAGGACAUGGCUAGGUGUUUGCUGUCUGCUGGCCUGACUGAGGACUCCUACUUCCUCUUCUAGCCCUGGCCAUGGACCUUGUACAGGGGCACGGGAAGGAGCCCAGGCUAGAAUCAGAAGAUGGAGUCCAGGCCAGCCCUGCUGCUGACUUGCCCAGAGACCUUGGACAAUUGUCAUCAACCUUGAAACUUGUGUUCCUGUCUGCUUCACAAGGUUUGUCCUUCCCUCCUAGCAUCCUGGUGUGUGGAGGGAGGCCAGCAGCUGGAGGCCAGGGAAGACUGCUUCAAGGAGCCUGAACAGAUGGGGUCCUGCCGAGCUCAGGAUGGUGGGCAUCGGGUGGGGUAAGGGGUGAGGAGCCUCUCUUGUCCUUCCAGAGGGCCCAGAAUCAGUGCUAAGAGAAUGACUUUGGAGGACCUUAACUUCUGUACCUUUUGUGGGUUGAACCUGACUUGCUGAAGGCCUUGGUCAAUGACCUGACCAUGUUCUCAGAACAAGACACUGGAUCAUCUCUGUA